This is a messenger RNA of Diaporthe citri, 435 nucleotides long. RefSeq lists its product as uncharacterized. The coding region runs from base 1 to 435 and encodes 144 amino acids. The record is from RefSeq and is a predicted model, not a curated record. Lineage: Eukaryota; Fungi; Ascomycota; Sordariomycetes; Diaporthales; Diaporthaceae. Gene Ontology annotation, molecular function: DNA binding. Gene Ontology annotation, cellular component: nucleus; cytosol. The transcript has 4 exons.
AUGGAAGACGCAGAACUCGAGCAGAUCCGCAAGGCUCGCCUGGAGCAGCUCAAGGCGCAGUCAGGCGGGGGAGCCGGUGCGAGAGCAGGAGCAGGAGCAGGAGCAGGAGCAGGAGCCGGCAGCUCAGGCCAGGGAUCAGCUGAGCAGCAGAAACAACAAGAAGCCGAGGCCCGGCAAUCCAUACUCAACCAGAUCCUGCACCCGGAGGCGGCGGACCGCCUGGGCCGCAUCCGGCUGGUCAAGGAGGAGCGGGCGGCGGACGUCGAGAACAGGCUCAUCAUGCUGGCGCGGUCGGGACAGCUGCAGCAGAAGGUGACCGAGACCCAGCUCAAGGACCUCCUCGCCGCGGUGUCGGCCAACCAGGAGAAGGAGAAGAUCGUCGUGAGCCGGCGCAAGGCGUGGGCGGAUGACGACGACGACCUGCUGGACCUGUAG